UAAAAGGUACACUUUAGUCCGGAUAAUCGUCGCUCGUUUACGACUCGACAUGCGAGUUAGAGGAAAUUAUACUGUUCGCUAAAGCUGUUUCUGCGUGUUAAGUGGGUAAUUAACGUCCUAAGUAGCUUUGUAGACUCGCAUCCACUUUACUACUGUGUGUAUGUACUUUUGUAUGCAAGGAAGUUUCAAAGCUGUUCAUUUUCAUAUCAAUACUACUGUUAGUAAUACAAUAGAGAUAUUCAACACCUUCUGGAGAAAUGAUCUGUAUUUCCAAUUUAUCUGUUUUGAAGCAAUAAGAAGGAUCUAGUCAAGAAGAUGUUGAAAGAGGAAAUUAUCAAGGUACAAUUAUAUUGAAAUUAAAAAAUGAUACUGUAGGAUCCAUAAGAAAUAUUUAACUUUCAAUGUAAUAUUCUUUGUAAGAAAUAUUCUUCAACGUGUUUUUUGAUCCCACAAUAUUUCAACCAAGGUGCUCGUUGUACUAAAGCUUCAGGGUGUUCCAUGCAAUCAGAGAGAUCUACUGGACCUAUCUAAAUGAAUUCUUGUGAGAUGUGUGAUUGAAUUUGGGAUAGUGAGACUAAAUGGAUCGUGAAAGAAACGGUUGGCGUUGUGUCCAAGGAUGUACAGGACAUGCGAUACAAAGAACAGAAUUCUGCAUGCGAGCAAUUUGGCUUUUCUUCGUUGUAUACUUACUGAGUAAGGGAAAACUGAAAGAUGUUGCAAGCGCGAUUAAAUGCAUGCUUUUGGAUAUGUAUGGAAGCUCGAUUAACUACCAGACCGAAGACAGAAGACUCAACAAUUGCUACAAUAAGGAGUGGUCAGAAUUUGUUUGGCGAAGAAAUGAGCGGAGAGAUAAUGGAAGCGAUUGUUUUCGAGUGAAUGUUAUGAGUAUUUUAAUAAACUAAACUUUU
Molecule: messenger RNA, 908 nt
Organism: Osmia bicornis bicornis
Lineage: Eukaryota; Metazoa; Arthropoda; Insecta; Hymenoptera; Megachilidae
Exons: 2
Coding region: 579-902 (107 amino acids)
Source: RefSeq, a predicted model, not a curated record